AUGGUGAUGAGCAGCACUGCUGGUUUGGGAAGGAUAACACCCUCCCCAAAUCUUGGCUGGCAGGCGGCUCUAGGACCCGACCUGCUCCUGUGGGGCCGGAUCCUGCCGUCCCUGCUGCUGCCCGUGACGGAGGGCGCAGAGCGACUGCAGCUCCUGGGGAAAGCCCCAGCCCCGAGCAGGCAGCUCCGAGCUGUGUCUCGGCUCUAUCCCCACGGCCAUCGUCCCCAGCGCACCGUCCCCAGCGCAUCAUCCCCAGCGCAUCGUCCCCAGCGCAUCGUGCCCAGCGCACCGUCCCCAGCGCAUCAUCCCCAGCGCAUCGUUCCCAGCGCAUCGUGCCCAGCGCAUCAUCCCCAGCGCACCGUUCCCAGCGCAUCGUCCCCAGCGCACCGUCCCCAGCGCAUCGUGCCCAGCGCAUCGUCCCCAGCGCACCGUUCCCAGCGCAUCGUGCCCAGCGCACCGUCCCCAGCGCACCGUCCCCAGCGCACCGUCCCCAGCGCAUCGUCCCCAGCGCACCGUGCCCAGCGCAUCGUGCCCAGCGCACCGUCCCCAGCGCACCGUCCCCAGCGCACCGUCCCCAGUGCAUCGUCCCCAGCGCAUCGUGCCCAGCUCAUCGUGCCCAGCGCAUCGUCCCCAGCGCAUCGUCCCCAGCGCAUCGUCCCCAGCGCACCGUCCCCAGCGCAUCGUGCCCAGCGCAUCGUGCCCAGCGCACCGUCCCCAGCGCAUCGUCCCCAGCUCAUCAUCCCCAGCGCACCGUUCCCAGCGCAUCGUCCCCAGCGCAUCGUCCCCAGCGCAUCGUGCCCAGCGCAUCGUCCCCAGCUCAUCAUCCCCAGCGCACCGUUCCCAGCGCAUCGUCCCCAGCGCACCGUCCCCAGCGCAUCGUGCCCAGCGCAUCGUGCCCAGAGCACCGUCCCCAGCGCAUCGUGCCCAGCGCAUCGUGCCCAGCGCACCGUCCCCAGCGCAUCGUGCCCAGCGCAUCGUGCCCAGCGCACCGUCCCCAGCGCAUCGUCCCCAGCGCACCGUCCCCAGCGCACUGUCCCCAGCGCAUCAUCCCCAGCGCACCGUCCCCAGCUCAUCGUGCCCAGCGCACCGUGCCCAGCUCAUCAUGCCCAGCGCACCGUCCCCAGCUCAUCGUCCCCAGCGCACCGUCCCCAGCUCAUCAUCCCCAGCGCACCGUUCCCAGCUCAUCGUGCCCAGCGCACCGUCCCCAGCUCAUCAUCCCCAGCGCACCGUUCCCAGCGCAUCGUGCCCAGCGCACCGUCCCCAGUGCAUCGUCCCCAGCGCAUCGUCCCCAGCGCAUCGUGCCCAGCGCACCGUCCCCAGCGCACCGUCCCCAGCGCAUCGUCCCCAGCGCAUCGUGCCCAGCGCAUCGUCCCCAGCGCACCGUCCCCAGCGCAUCGUGCCCAGCGCACCGUCCCCAGCGCACCGUCCCCAGCGCAUCGUCCCCAGCGCACCGUCCCCAGCGCAUCGUCCCCAGCGCAUGGUGCCCAGCGCAUCGUGCCCAGCGCAUCGUCCCCAGCGCACCGUCCCCAGCGCAUCGUGCCCAGCGCACCGUCCCCAGCGCAUCGUCCCCAGCGCAUCAUCCCCAGCGCAUCGUCCCCAGCGCAUGGUGCCCAGCGCAUCGUCCCCAGCGCAUCGUCCCCAGCGCACCGUCCCCAGCGCAUCGUCCCCAGCACAUCGUCCCCAGCGCACCGUCCCCAGCGCAUCGUCCCCAGCGCAUCGUCCCCAGCACAUCGUCCCCAGCGCACCGUCCCCAGCGCAUCGUCCCCAGCGCAUCGUCCCCAGCGCAUCGUGCCCAGCGCAUCGUCCCCAGCGCAUCGUGCCCAGCGCACCGUCCCCAGCGCAUCGUCCCCAGCACAUCGUCCCCAGCGCACCGUCCCCAGCGCAUCGUCCCCAGCGCAUCGUCCCCAGCGCACCGUCCCCAGCACAUCGUCCCCAGCGCAUCGUGCCCAGCGCAUCGUGCCCAGCGCGUCCCGCCAGCACGGGCGGAGCGAGGCUGCCGAGGCCGGGGCUCGCCCAUCGCGGGAGCCGCUGCCGUCCCUCCUCCGUGCCGCCGCUGCCGCGGGGCUGGGCUCCAGCGCGGAUUCCUGCGCCGCCCGUCACCGACCGAUUUAG
Colius striatus (speckled mousebird) is the source of this 2112-nucleotide messenger RNA. RefSeq lists its product as uncharacterized. The record is from RefSeq and is a predicted model, not a curated record. The coding region runs from base 1 to 2112 and encodes 703 amino acids. The transcript is spliced from 3 exons. NCBI's taxonomy places the organism in Eukaryota, Metazoa, Chordata, Aves, Coliiformes, Coliidae.